Molecule: messenger RNA, 2850 nt
Organism: Mytilus californianus (California mussel)
Lineage: Eukaryota; Metazoa; Mollusca; Bivalvia; Mytilida; Mytilidae
Exons: 2
Coding region: 314-2674 (786 amino acids)
Molecular function (GO): protein binding
Source: RefSeq, a predicted model, not a curated record
CUUCCAAGAAACUGCAGUAACAGCUGACAGUACUGCUGAUGUGAAAUAAAAAAAUAAGAAUCUGUAAAAAGAUGUCAGUCAUUAUGGAUGCCAAACUUAUAUGCAUUGUGUCCUCUUUGAUUUGUAUGGCAAACUCAGAAUUAACUAAGGAACUCAAGAAACAAAUAGUGGAUGGCCUAGCCAAGGGAUCAGAUAUUGUUGAUGACCUUACCAAAUAUCACCAUGACCAAGUUUUCAAUACCAUUCAUAAGAUGUCCAACUUCUUAGGUCAUGUCAAUGGAUUUGUGUCCUCUCUGAAAAAUUAUGACCCGAAAUGGACAAGGAUGACUUAACUAGAAUGAAAAAUGUCUUUGUAAAUGCGAGUGAAAACCUGAAAGAAAUUACAAGAUCAAGAAAAAUAGAACCGUUUCUUAGACCUGUCUUCUAUGAAAUACGUAGUACAGAGUUCAGCUUUAAGCUAUUAAAUAAUUUUUUGGAUAAGAUUGAACGACUCUCUUGUAAAAAUAAGACAGACUGCUACACCAAAUUAAAAGAAACUAUGGAACUUUUUGAGUAUGAUUUUGAUAUCAAAGAACAUUUUAAUUCACUAAUGGAUAUAUUACUUGCAAAGAAAUUUUAUUCUAAAUCUUCACAAAGAAAGGAUGAAUCUGCCUGCAAAAUCAUUGAAAUAAUGAAUACAAUGAGGAAAGCCUUAGUUACUGCAUUUAAAGCUGAACAAAUUAUCAUGUUUUACAAGAAAAUCACAGUUGAAAAUUUUGAUUUCAUUCAAGAAAUAAAUCAAUGGAAUAAACUCAUGUAUGGCCUACGAGGUAAGACAUAUGACAUCAUUGGUCAAUGCUAUACCGUAGAAAAAUGUCAACGCCAAUGUGGUCGAGGUCAAUGUGUGAAAUGGCAGGAUAUAGAAAGACCCACAUGUGUAUGCCCACCAUACAAAGAAGGACAGCAAUGUCAGAUUAGUAAUCAAAUACAUUUAAUUGAAGAAAUACAAGAAAUUGUAUCUUUUUCUUCAAAGAUCCCGCAACUCCAAAAUACUGCAAAUCACAUAAAACAUUUUGCCCUAACACCAACCCAUUGCAUCCAUAAAACUUUUGAAAAUGUCAAUAAUGUUAUUCUCAAGAUGAUAAAACAAGAACCAAAAUCUGCUAUACACCAAGAAGAGCUAGGUAUUUAUUAUUCAACAUUUCUCAGAUUACAAUACUUUACUUACAAAAUGAAAAGUUACGUCAACUGCAAGAACUCAAAAUCCUUAAAUAAUACUGCUCUUUCUCAAAUCAGAAUGUAUGCUAGGAGAUUACCAGAGAUUCUGUUCAACAUACAUAAAUUCAUAACAGGCAAUGAAGAUUAUUCCCUAUUUAAUGAAGAACCAAUCAUGAUCAAAUUUAUUGUUAGAAAUUUCAACAGUGUUGAAGGAUGCAGCAAUAAUUACAAACAGUUAAUUGAUUCUUUCUGGCAGAGGGUUCAACUUUUACAACUGAGAGGAUACUUAAUGUGGUUGCAAGCAUCUAACUUACUAUCAACAUCAACAGAUCAUGUCUUAAUGCUAUACACUGAUAGAGUUCAAUCACAACUUACCACAAUGAACAAACUAACAUGUUCACCCGAGGUUAAGAACUCCCAAAAUAUCCACUGCGGUGGUGGAUAUUAUGUGACACCAAAGGUACAUCUAGCAACUGAUUGUAAGCCUGGUUAUUAUCUAGUUGGAAAGCCUGAGGUUCAGUGCUUGCAGUCACUGCCAAUAUGCACACCUUGUAACUGCUACAAGGCGGGAACAAUUUCAAUAAAAUGUAAAGAUUCCACUGGAAAAUGUGAUUGUAAACAAACAUAUUAUGGCACCAAAUGUAAAAGUCGUGAUUGUGUUUGGGGAAGCUGGACUGGAUGGUCAUCCUGCGACAAAUCUUGUAAUUAUGGAGGCUCACAGAUGAGAACACGAACCUUUGCUAUUAAUCCUCUUGGAGGUGGAAAAAAAUGCCAAGGAUUAGAAAAAGAAAAACGUCAAUGUUUUAAGGGUUGUUGCAGGAGCCAGUUUCACUGUUCUAAUAACAAGAAAUGCAUUCCAAGCUCUCAAAAGUGUAACUAUAUAAAUAACUGUGGUGAUAACCAAGAUGAAAACAGCUGCUCAGAACACUGCUUUAGUAAAUCUACUGGAUCCACUAUAGAUGGUGGAAAAGGAAAUACAGUAUAUCUUGAUAGGCAAAGAGUCAGCUGUGGUUCUCCACAGUAUGCUAUGAAACAGUUCCGUAUGAUCAGAACUAGCAACACCCAUAUCAGCUACCAAAUUACAUGUUGUAAAAUGUUGCAAAAAGUCUGCACUACUCAAACCCGUCAUAAUGGAUAUACAGCUGAAGGUAAAGGAAAUGUCCUUUAUCUAGACCGACAGUCUGUCAUUUGUCCUAAAAAUGGGUUUCUUAGUCACUUUCACCUGAAUCGAGUAGGAGGAGGAGGGGCUUACAGAUAUACAUAUACAUGCUGUCAGACUUAUUCAUCUUACCAAAUUAGGAUGUCAUGCUACCAUUCCAGUACAAGAGGAGACUCAGAUGGCAAAGGGAAUUUUCUAUACCUAGACAGACAAAAUGUGAAAUGUAGAAAUAGAUAUUUCAUCAGCAGUUUUCAACUCAGACGACCAACUACAUCCACAAUUAAUUAUAACUUUGCAUGCUGCCGUAUUCAACCAUGAUGAUUUGGAAAUAAAUAAACAGACCAUGUACUAAUAUGUAUUUUAAUACAAUAUCAAUCUUUUGACCUUUUAAUUUGUGAAAAAUAUUUGGAGACUUGCUUUAGAGAGACUAUUGGUUUGUGAAGAUAAAUGUAUGAUAAUUUUCCAUUUUAAGGUUAAUAAAAAUGUAUUUCGAA